Molecule: messenger RNA, 722 nt
Organism: Choloepus didactylus (southern two-toed sloth)
Lineage: Eukaryota; Metazoa; Chordata; Mammalia; Pilosa; Megalonychidae
Gene: MMGT1
Product: membrane magnesium transporter 1
Exons: 4
Coding region: 195-590 (131 amino acids)
Cellular component (GO): early endosome; Golgi apparatus; EMC complex
Source: RefSeq, a predicted model, not a curated record
GUCGCUUUUCCCUUCUUCCCGUCAUUCCUGUUUUCGCUUUCUCAGGGCUCUUAGGUUUUUCUACCACUGAGGCGCUUCGCGCCCCGCGGUUCAGUGACAUCAUCUUUCUGCGCUUCGUGCACGACUGCUGGUGAAAGAAGGAACCGCUCCGCCACCUUUUGCUUCUUUUGUUGGAGUGCUGUUCCUCUAGGAUCAUGGCGCCCUCGCUGUGGAAGGGGCUGGUGGGCAUCGGCCUUUUUGCGUUAGCCCACGCAGCCUUUUCUGCUGCUCAUCAUCGUUCUUAUAUGCAAUUAACAGAAAAGGAAGAUGAAUCACUGCCAACAGAUAUAGUUCUUCAAACACUUCUGGCCUUUGCAGUUACCUGUUAUGGUAUAGUUCAUAUUGCAGGGGAGUUUAAAGACAUGGAUGCCACUUCAGAACUAAAAAAUAAGACAUUUGACACAUUAAGGAAUCACCCAUCAUUUUAUGUAUUUAAUCAUCGUGGUCACGUACUGUUCCAGCCUUCGGAUACAACAAAUUCUUCAAACCAAGAUGCAUUGUCCUCUAAUACAUCUUUGAAGUUAAGAAAACUUGAAUCACUGCGUCGUUAGAUUUUUACAGAUUAUAAUAACAGGACAGGACAUAGAGCUGGAAUAUUGGAGUUUGGGUUAUAAAACACUCCCCCCAUCAGUAUUUAUAUUGAUUUUUCAGACCUAAUAAAAGUCUAUGGCCCUUGUUUGUAC